CUGUGAGCUCCCCUAAACCUGUGGGCCACGCAUCCAGUUAUGCACAAACUAUAUUACACACGCCCAUGACCCGUUGGCACUGCCAACAUGCUACGUGUACCAGUAGUACAACCCAAAUCAUCCUCGCAUUACACAGUGAACCCCCUUCUCCGACCGACUUCUUGCAGUCAUCCUCCUCUGGAGGUCUCACAAAGCCAUAUCGCCAACCUUCAGCAUCACGCGGGACUCCAUUAAUGAACGCCCGUGCACUCUCAGGACCCGCCGUCCCCACAAAAUCGCGCCUUGAAAAACGUUCGAGACCAUCAAACCCACUUCCAAACACCGACAUCAAUCAAACUCCCCGCGCCCGCCCAGUGCGAACACCGACGCCGCCUCCACAAAAGGUAUGUCUGCCCGCCAGCCUCGUACGACCCCAAGAAGCAACCCACUCACUCACCCUCCACCAGCCAACAAUUGCUAUUCUCCCCCCACCCCUCCCCAAAUCCAUCCACACAUUGAACGCCCAUCCACCCGCCAUAUUCUCAGGCAACUUCGACCUCUAUGGCAUGUACCUCCUCUUCCUCGUCUAAGCCUACGCCGCAGUCUACGACACAAUCCUCGCUUACCAGUCCAAGCAUGACUACACCGCGCCCUUUUGAUGUGCUGCUUUGCAAUUUGAAACGUCGCGCGGAACUCACUUUCACCUCGAGUAAGCGCAAUUCCUUCCUCGCCCCUGACCAUAGCCCUGUGUCGCCGGGUAUCAUCGGACAAGCAGCCUCAAUGCGAAGGGGA
This is a messenger RNA of Suillus clintonianus, 771 nucleotides long. RefSeq lists its product as uncharacterized. The record is from RefSeq and is a predicted model, not a curated record. The transcript has a single exon. Bases 66 to 569 code for a protein of 167 amino acids. NCBI's taxonomy places the organism in Eukaryota, Fungi, Basidiomycota, Agaricomycetes, Boletales, Suillaceae.